Molecule: messenger RNA, 2529 nt
Organism: Corylus avellana
Lineage: Eukaryota; Viridiplantae; Streptophyta; Magnoliopsida; Fagales; Betulaceae
Product: silicon efflux transporter LSI2
Biological process (GO): transmembrane transport
Cellular component (GO): membrane
Source: RefSeq, a predicted model, not a curated record
CUUUCCUCUCUUUCCCUUUAGUUAGUGGGAAGGAUCCUCCCCUUUCUGUUUGUCUCUUAUAGUUUGUUGUUUUGUUGUUUGGUUUCAGUCGGGAACUAAGAUGCAGGGAAAUUUUCCUGAUCUCUAGCAUUUCCGAUACAUACAUAUAUAUAUAUGGAUAACCAACUAGGGUUUUAUACAAAUCUAAGCCUUUUGUACUCUCCAAUGAGAGGGUCACAUUUAGCCUCAAACAAGAAAAUCAAAUCACUGCCAAAUCUACUAUCCUCAGGCAACGUGAGAGAGAAAUCAGCGCCCAGACCAACCGCCGGCAGAACUAGCGCCGGUCAGGCUAGAUUCCGCCCCAGGACUGCCGCCGCUCAGGUCGAACGCCACCACCCACGCGGAGAGCUGCUUUGAGAAAAUUCCCUUUUCCUAUUUGCAUUCUUCUCUAAACAAACUCUAAAUCCCAGAUCUCUUCAUCUUCAACCCUUCAAAUUGCAACACAGUUCUCCUCCACUCCUCCACUCCUCCCUACACCAUCGGGCCCAGAUAUAUACCCAUCCAAGCAACAGCUUGGAACACAUCACAAAUACUCCAUGGCAGGGGUGAUGCCAAGCCGUUCAAGGCAUGCCCCACUCGCUCAUCAAUUGAUGAUCUUCUAGCAUCUAUGAGAAACGACUCAGGUUACUUUUCUGUCAAGUAGAUUUAUGAUAAUAUGGCAUCAGCUAUGGAAUUUCAUUAAUAUGUUGGCCCUAAGGACUGUAUAACAAUAAGACUACGGCUUACUAAGCUACAAAGAUGGCCUUGGCUUCUUCUGUAAAAGUGGUUCUGGGAUCAUUUGCUUUCGCAAUCUUCUGGGUAUUGGCGGUCUUCCCAGCCGUUCCUUUUCUACCAAUUGGGAGGACUGCUGGGUCCCUCCUGGGUGCUAUGCUAAUGGUAGUAUUCCGAGUCCUAACUCCAGAUCAAGCAUAUGAAGCAAUUGAUCUACCAAUCCUUGGUCUUCUCUUUGGGACAAUGGUUGUCAGUGUCUAUCUAGAAAAAGCAGACAUGUUCAAGUACUUGGGAAAUCUUCUCUCAUGGAAGAGUAAAGGACCAAAGGACUUACUUUGUCGAAUCUGCCUGAUUUCAGCCAUUUCAAGUGCCUUUUUUACUAAUGAUACCUCUUGUGUGGUAUUAACUGAAUUUGUCUUAAAAAUUGCAUGGCAACAUAAUCUCCCGCCUCAACCUUUCCUUCUUGCCCUGGCCUCUAGUGCAAAUAUUGGGUCUUCAGCGACUCCAAUUGGCAACCCCCAAAAUUUGGUUAUAGCUGUUCAGAGUAAGAUAUCUUUUGGGAGUUUUCUAAUUGGAAUUCUCCCUGCAAUGCUAGUGGGAGUGGUUGUCAAUGCUCUAAUUCUUCUAUCCAUGUAUUGGAGGCUGUUAUCAAUUCAGAAGGAUGAAACAGAUGCAGCUGUAGAUGUUGUUGAAGAGGAGGGUGUGGAUUCUCAUCGCUUUUCACCAGCCACGAUGUCACAUGUCACAUCCUUGGAUUCUCAGGAGUGUAACUCUAGAUUGGAAACUAUAAAUGUGCAAGGCUCUCCAAACGUGCAUGGCAACACGGGUCAUGUUGAGACCAUUAGAAACCGGUUAAGUUCAAAUGAGAAUGAAAUCCACAGGGUCCCUGGUGGCACGUUGGAUUCUGCAGGGAAUUCUAGUGCAUCGAAAGAGCUGGAAAAUGUUGUAUCUCCUCCCAAAAGGGAGGAGAUCAUUCCUUCAAAGACUGUUGUUAGAUCAAUGGACAGACUAAGAGAUGCACUUUCUAUAGAGUCUUCAGCAGGAAAGGAAAAUUUGAUCAUUAGAUGGCAAAGGAUGUUGUGGAAGCCGUGUGUUUACCUUAUUACUAUAGGAAUGUUGAUUGCUUUGCUCAUGGGGCUGAAUUUGUCAUGGACUACAAUUACUGCUGCACUUGCUCUUGUGGUUCUUGAUUUCAAGGAUGCUAGGCCUUGCCUUGAAAAGGUCUCCUAUUCGCUUUUGAUUUUCUUUUGCGGAAUGUUUAUCUCAGUAGCUGGCUUUAACAAAACUGAAAUCCCAAGAACUCUAUGGGACCUCAUGGCGCCUUAUGCACGGAUUGAUCAUGUUAGCGGGAUAGCAGUUCUUGCCAUUGUCAUUCUUGGCCUGUCAAAUUUGGCUUCAAAUGUACCAACUGUUUUGUUGCUGGGAGCACGAGUGGCAGCAUCGGCAGCCGCAAUUUCUGCAGCUGAUAAGAAGAAGGCAUGGCUCAUCUUAGCUUGGGUUAGCACGGUAGCUGGGAACCUCUCAUUACUGGGAUCAGCUGCCAACUUAAUAGUGUGUGAACAGGCUCGCAAAGCUCCACGUGGGUACAAUUUAUCUUUUUGGACCCAUCUCAAAUUUGGACUCCCCUCGACCAUCAUAGUCACUGCUAUUGGUUUGAUACUCAUAAGAUGAUCAUGUAUGUUGUGUUGGUUUGACAAAACUUUUUAGAUAGUGUUUUUUGCUAAAUGGUUGUUAUGUAAUAUAAAGAUGAAAAUAAUUUUGAGAAUUUUGUGCUUUUAA